Callithrix jacchus (white-tufted-ear marmoset) is the source of this 1705-nucleotide messenger RNA. Its product is annotated as calponin-2-like. The record is from RefSeq and is a predicted model, not a curated record. Gene Ontology annotation, cellular component: focal adhesion; actin cytoskeleton. Gene Ontology annotation, molecular function: actin filament binding. NCBI's taxonomy places the organism in Eukaryota, Metazoa, Chordata, Mammalia, Primates, Cebidae. Gene Ontology annotation, biological process: actomyosin structure organization; actin filament organization.
CCGGCCCCGUCCCGCCAGCCAUGAGCUCCACGCAGUUCAACAAGGGCCCCUCGUACGGGCUGUCAGCCGAGGUCAAGAACCGGCUCCUGUCCAAGUAUGACCCGCAGAAGGAGGCAGAGCUCCGAAGCUGGAUUGAGGGACUCACCGGGCUCUCCGUCGGCCCCGACUUACAGAAGGGCCUGAAGGACGGGAUUAUCUUAUGCACACUCAUGAACAAGCUCCAGCCAGGCUCAGUCCCCAAGAUCAACCGCUCCAUGCAGAACUGGCAUCAGCUAGAAAACCUCUCCAACUUCAUCAAGGCCAUGGUCAGCUACGGCAUCAACGCCGUGGACCUGUUCGAGGCCAAUGACCUGUUUGAGAGCGGGAACAUGACGCAGGUGCAGAUGUCUCUGCUCGCCCUGGCGGGAAAGGCCAAGACCAAGGGGCUGCAGAGCGGGGUGGACAUCGGCGUCAAGUACUCGGAGAAGCAGGAGCGGAACUUCGACGACGCCACCAUGAAGGCCGGCCAGUGCGUCAUCGGGCUGCAGAUGGGCACCAACAAAUGUGCCAGCCAGUCGGGCAUGACCGCAUAUGGCACGAGGAGGCAUCUCUACGACCCCAAGAACCAUAUCCUGCCCCCCAUGGACCACUCGACCAUCAGCCUCCAGAUGGGCACCAACAAGUGUGCCAGCCAGGUGGGCAUGACGGCUCCCGAGACGCGGCGGCAUAUCUAUGACACCAAACUGGGAACCGACGAGUGUGAUAACUCCUCCAUGUCCCUGCAGAUGGGCUACACCCAGGGCGCCAACCAGAGCGGCCAGGUCUUCGGCCUGGGCCGGCAGAUAUACGACCCCAAGUACUGCCCACAGGGCACAGUGGCUGACGGGGCUCCCUCCGAUGCUGGCGACUGCCCGGGCCCGGAGGAGGUCCCUGAAUAUCCCCCUUACCACCAGAAGGAGGCGGGCUACUGAGGCUCCCAGCACGCUCUCUCCCCACGUCGUCUCCCCAUCUCCCCGUCUGGGUUUUUCUGUUUUCACCAUUUUUUUUUUUUUUUUUUUUUUUUGAGACGGAGUUUCUCUCUUGUUACCCAGGCUGGAGUGCAAUGGCGCGAUCUCGGCUCACCGCAACCUCCACCUCCUGGGUUCAAGCGAUUCUCCUGCCUCAGCCUCCCGAGUAGCUGGGAUUACAGGCGCACACUCCGUGCCCAGCUAAUUUUUGUAUUUUUAGUAAAGACGGGGUUUCACCAUGUUGACCAGGAUGGUCUCGAUCUCCUGACCUCGUGAUCCACCCGCCUCGGCCUCCCAAAGUGCUGGGAUUACAGGAUUGAGCCACCGCGCCCGGCCCUGUGUUUUCAUCUUUUUUUAUUAACCUGUUCAGUGCUGCCAUGCAGCUGAGGGUCUGUGAGUGGUUGCUGGGAUCAGGCAGCAGGGCUUUCUCCCCGUUGGUCCUUCCCAGGACUGAGCCACCGGGCUGGGAGGGGAAGGGGUCAAGGCUGUAUCGUGAUACCUGUAGGGUCAGAGCCCCUGAUGGCACGUCCAGGCUGUGGGCCGAGCCGUGCUGGGGAGAAGAGGCCUGGGCUUGGAGGGAACCAGUCCCCGAAGAUUUCCGGUUGCCUCGUCUCUUCUCACUUUCGUCACCCGAUCAGUUUGUGGUUUCUGUACCCGCAAAAGUUUCAGGAAGUAGUAACAAAAGAAAAAUACUCCCCUUCCCCCCCCCCCCCCCACCA